Triticum aestivum (bread wheat) is the source of this 618-nucleotide messenger RNA. Its product is annotated as heavy metal-associated isoprenylated plant protein 46. The coding region runs from base 148 to 531 and encodes 127 amino acids. The transcript is spliced from 2 exons. Lineage: Eukaryota; Viridiplantae; Streptophyta; Magnoliopsida; Poales; Poaceae. The record is from RefSeq and is a predicted model, not a curated record.
UAUCCCCUUCACCAAAUCAUCACAAGCUAGAUACUUGCAUCUGCAGAAGACCGAUCAAUAGCUACCCAAACCAAUAGCCUCGCUCGAACACGAGCAUUUCCCAAAUUUCUAUCUCUCCUUGAUAGCUAGCCAUCUUACAACCCAGCAAUGAAGCAAAAGAUUGUCAUCCAAUUGAGCAUGUCGUGCGACAAGAGCAGGUCCAAAGCCCUCACCGUGGCCGCCAGAGCAGCCGGGGUGACAUCCAUGGGGAUAACCGGCGACGCGAGGGACCAGCUGGAGGUGGUCGGCGACGGCGUCGACCCGGUGUGCCUCGUCAGCUGCCUCCGCAAGAAGCUCGGCCACGCCCAAAUCAUCAAGGUGGAGGAAGUGAAGAAGCCGGAGGAGAAGAAGAAGGAGGACCCGAAGCCGCCGGCGCCCAUGCCCGUGCCCGUGCACCCGCCGCCGUACUUCUACCCGCCCAGCUCCUACUACCCCCACCAGUACCCGCCGCACUUCUGCGACGAGCAGCCCGGCAACUGCCGGACCAUGUAAUUUAAUUCUGUCGGCGACUAGAAAUAGCUACAUGCGCGUGUUUAUUAAUUCAUUGAAGGAAAUGAAAAGGACGAGAGAUACUCUACC